Messenger RNA from Zingiber officinale, 2643 nucleotides. RefSeq names its product potassium channel AKT1-like. Gene Ontology annotation, cellular component: membrane. Gene Ontology annotation, biological process: transmembrane transport; potassium ion transport. The coding region runs from base 1 to 2643 and encodes 880 amino acids. The transcript has 9 exons. The record is from RefSeq and is a predicted model, not a curated record. NCBI's taxonomy places the organism in Eukaryota, Viridiplantae, Streptophyta, Magnoliopsida, Zingiberales, Zingiberaceae. Gene Ontology annotation, molecular function: voltage-gated potassium channel activity; protein binding.
AUGGAGAUGCGAGGGAAGGCGGAUGAAAAGUUCAACAUGCCGAUCAUAUUCGACGAGGAGCCAACCGACAAGGAGAUGACGAAAUAUGCUAGCCAAUACAGUAUCUUCAAUGACAUCCUUCCUUCACUUGGCGGUCGAAACACUCAUCCAGUCCAGCUUCAUAAAUUUAUCGUCUCUCCCUAUGAUAAAAAAUAUAGGACUUGGGAGAGCAUCUUGUUUAUGCUGGUGCUCUACACGGCGUGGGUUUCCCCCUUCGAGUUCGGCUUCCUCCAGGAGAACAACGGCCCCUUCCGGCUAGCCGACAACAUCGUCAACGCUUUCUUCUUCAUCGACAUCGUCUUGACCUUCUUCGUUGCCUACCUCGACGAAGCCACCUAUCUUCUAGUCGACGACCCAAAGCCGAUCGCAAAGAGGUACCUGACCAGCUGGUUCAUCCUCGACAUUGUCUCCACCAUCCCUUCUGAGUUCAUGCUCAAAUUGCUGCCUCCCAAUCUCCAGUCUUACGGCAUCUUCAACAUGUUCCGCCUCUGGCGCCUCCGGCGAGUUAGUGCCAUGUUUGCUCGAUGGGAAAAGGAUAAAAGCUUGAGUUACUUUUGGAUUCGAUGCGCAAAGCUCGUCAGCGUUACAAUCUUCGCCGUGCACUGCGGUGGUUGCUUCUUCUUUCUACUUGCGGCAAAGUACCCCGAUCCGAAAAACACCUGGAUCGGUAUCACGACCGCAGAUUUCCACGAACAGAGCUUGUGGGUCAAUUAUGUGACAUCGAUGUACUGGUCUAUCACCACCGUGGCGACCGUUGGCUACGGCGACUUGCACCCCGUCAACACCUGGGAGAAGUUCUUCGACUUUUUCUUCAUGCUCUUCAGCAUGGGCUUAGACGCCUACUUGAUCGGAAACAUGACCAAUUUGGUCGUUCACGGCACGACCAGAACCCGAAAAUAUAGGGAUACGAUUCAAGCGGCGUCGAGUUUUGCUCGAAGAAAUCAGAUUCCAGAGAGGCUGCAGGAGCAGAUGAUCUCUCAUCUCAGCUUGAAGUUCAGGACCGACUCCGAAGGGCUGCAGCAGCAGGAGACGAUGGAUGCUCUUCCGAAAGCCAUCAGAUCGAGCAUUUCGCACUUCUUGUUCUUCCCCCUUGUCCAAAAUGUCUACUUGUUUCAAGGGGUUUCUCCUGACAUGCUAUUUCAACUGGUCUCCGAGAUGAAAGGCGAGUACUAUCCUCCCCGAGAAGAUGUGAUCUUGCAGAACGAAGCGCCGACCGAUUUCUAUAUCCUCGCAACCGGCACCGCGGAGCUGAUCGAUAGCCGAGGUGGAUCAGAGGAGAUUGUUAGGGUGGUUAAGAAAGGUGAUCUAGUCGGCGAGCUCGGAGUUCUCUGCUACCGUCCUCAGCUGUUCACGGUUCGGACGAGAUCGCUGUGCCAGCUCCUUCGCCUGAACCGCACCGCCUUCCUCAGCAUCGUUCAGGCGAACGUCGGGGACGGGACCGUGAUCGCCAACAACCUGCUUCAGUAUUUCAAGAGGCAAGGGGAUGAUCCAUGGAUGCAAGGGCUGCUGAGGGAAAUAGAGAGCAUGCUGACCCGAGGCAGAGUGGACCUGCCACUCACCCUCUCUUUCGCCGUCGUCAGAGACGACGAUAUCUUGCUGCAUCAGCUACUGAGACGAGGUCUGGAUCCGAAUGAGUCGGACAACGAGGGGCGCACGGCCAUGCAUAUCGCGGCGUCGAAGGGGAACGAGCAUUGUGUCAAGAUCUUGCUGGAUUAUGGUGCGGAUCCGAACAGUAGAGAUUGCGAGGGGAAUGUGCCGCUGUGGGAGGCGAUCCUGGGGAAGCACGAGAGAGUGGCGGAGAUUCUGGUGGAGAAUGGCGGCGAGCUCUCGGCUGGUGAUAUGGGCCGCUGUGCCUGUGCGGCCGCGGCGCAGAAUAGCGUGCAGCUGCUUGAGGAUAUGCUCCGGUGGGGAGGAGAUGUUGUGGCUGCGGCCGAGAACGACGGCAGCACCGCUCUCCACCGUGCCGUCUGCGAGGGGAAUGUUGCGGUGGUGGAGUUCCUGGUCCGGCACGGGGCUGAUGUGGAUAGGGCCGAUGCUCAGGGGUGGACGCCGCGGGGGCUGGCCGACCAACAGGGCCACGAGGAAAUCAAGGCACUGUUAGACGGCGCGAAGGGAGCCGGCGGUCCCGGCGCAGCCAAACCACCUCCUCCGGCUGGACUCCGGAGGUUUAGCAGCGAACCUUACAUUCCAAAACUGAACGUCGGGGGUGGAGCAGCCGUCGUAGCUUCUGCCGAGCAGCCGCGGUCGCCUAACUACUCGAACUCGCUGAUCGGGGUCGUGUCGGCUGCCAAUUUCGUAGUCCGGCAGGCGCAGAGCAGGACGCCGCCGGUCAUAGAAAGCCCUCCAAGGCAAAUGGGAGGCAGUGGCGGAAGGCGGCAGCAUCAGGCGAACUUAGCGCGGGUGACGGUGAGCUUCCCAGAGAGGGGCGACGCGGCGAAGAAGCUGGUGGCGCUGCCGAAGUCGAUGCAGGAGCUACAAGAGAUGGCGUCGAAGAAGUUCGCCGUAAAGGGCAAGGUGAAAGUAACGAACAAGGACGGGGCGCUGGUGGACGACGUGAAGCUGAUACGAGACGGUGAUCAUCUCGUCGUCGCCACCGACAGAUAA